Odontomachus brunneus is the source of this 3056-nucleotide messenger RNA. It is a transcript of the gene Rnmt, whose product is annotated as mRNA cap guanine-N7 methyltransferase. Gene Ontology annotation, biological process: 7-methylguanosine mRNA capping. Lineage: Eukaryota; Metazoa; Arthropoda; Insecta; Hymenoptera; Formicidae. Bases 290 to 1651 code for a protein of 453 amino acids. Gene Ontology annotation, molecular function: mRNA 5'-cap (guanine-N7-)-methyltransferase activity. Gene Ontology annotation, cellular component: nucleus. The record is from RefSeq and is a predicted model, not a curated record. The transcript is spliced from 8 exons.
UGCUCAUUCAACACUGUUGGCAGUCGGUCGCCAGUGUUGCGGCUAAACCGUUACUCGUAUUGUGGUGUGCUAGAUUGCUUUAUGGCGUUACUUACACGUGUGUUUGUAUUGGUUUUACUGUAUUUUUUUUAUUAAAUCGCGAGUGUCGCGUAUGAUUCUGUAAUGAUUUCGCGGUGUUGUACACGUUUUUAAUACUUCAAACAAUCUCCCACUGCGUAACGCGUGUGUUCUCUAUUAUAUAUUGUAUCAUAUAUUGAAUUUACGAUUAAUCGCGUGCCGAGCCGUCGAUAUGUCCGCACUUGGCGUGCAAGUAAACGAGGAAAUCAAGGAAGAGCGUCACACAAGUGAAUCCACAAGCUCCGAUGUCAGAGACACACAGUCGGAGACUUCGUCGAAGACAAGUGAAGAUGCGGACAGCAAUUGUACACAUAAUAGAAAGCACAAGUUGUCUUCUGAUCGAGAACGAGCGUCCAAGGUGGCUAGGCAUGACACCGAUAAGGACAUAUCCGCUAACGCAAGUGUUCCUUCGGAUCUGACGACAUCUGGGAAGAGCAAGACAGACGACGAUGCUUCGGAAUCAAACAAAAGCGUUGACCAUACCUCUUUAGUAGCUAAUCAUUACAACUCACUGGAAGAAAAAGGUCUACGGCAGAGGAAUCAAAGCCGAAUUGUGUAUAUGAGAAAUUUCAACAAUUGGAUCAAGAGCAUGCUCAUAAAUGAAUACAUGGGCAAAGUAAAACAGACUAAGAACCAUGGUGCCCCUUUGAGGGUAUUGGACAUGUGCUGCGGGAAGGGUGGCGAUCUACUCAAAUGGAAGAAGGCCAAUAUCACGCACCUGAUCUGCGCGGACAUAGCGGAAGUGUCCCUGGAGCAGUGUCAGCAGCGGUACAACGACAUGACCAGCAGAAGUUCCAACGACCGAGGUUUCGCUCCUAUUUAUACCGCAGAGUUCAUUACGGCAGAUUGUACAAAGGUUCGUUUGAGGGAGAAGUAUAAGGAUCCUAGCAUGCAGUUGGACUUCGUAAGUUGCCAAUUCGCGUUUCACUACAGCUUUGAGUCCUUAUCACAGGCGGAAUGCAUGCUGCGAAACGCUAGCGAGACCCUGAGGCCAGGGGGCUACUUCAUCGGCACCAUUCCGGACGCGUAUGAUUUAGUUUCCAGGUGGCAGAAGUGCGACGGUAAUAAGUUCGGCAACGACGUAUAUAGCAUCGACUUUUUAUGCGAAAAUAAAGAACAACCGCCACUUUUCGGCGCCAAGUAUAAUUUUCAUUUGGAGGGAGUGGUCGAUUGCCCGGAAUUCCUGGUGCACCUGCCCACGCUGCGUAAAUUGGCUCUGAAAAAUGGUCUCGACUUAGUGUCAUUUGAAAAGUUUGAUGUAUUUUACGAACGUUUCAAGAAUGAAGGCAAAUCCUUACUGGGUAAUAUGCAAGCGUUAGAGACUUAUCCGCCGUUCCACGAGGUACCGAUGCUCGGCAAUUUGGACCAGGAUUAUCAGCAUGCCAUUCAGUACAUGCAGAACUUGCCCGAUCAUCGCAAAAUCGGCACUCUUUCGCAGUCAGAAUGGGAUGUUACUUCGUUAUACGCCGUGUUCGCGUUCCGAAAGAUGAAGACAGUUUGGAAUAGCGAGGGGAAGCCAGAGUAUGUGGCAUGAAGUCUAUGUAAAACUCGUCAGAACAAUCAUUAUCAACAAAAAUAAAGAGAUAAAUCAUCAUAACAAAAUUAAUAAAGAAUAUUUGUUGAGUCGAUUUAACAAUCAGUCGAGAUGAUGGAAAACACUUAAUGAUAUAUUGUCGAUCGGCUGUUUUUAGCAUUUUAACUUCCGUUACUAAUUAUGUGAUAAACAAUUAAGACAACAAAUCUUUGUUUUGCCGCAACGACUGCCGCAAGACAGUACUGCAAGUGCAAAAUGCAAAUUUUUAAACAAAAAUUAGUGAUUUGACUUAUAUUUACAUAAUUUAUACUUAAAUAAUUUAUAUUCAUAUUUAAGAAUCUCACAAACUUUAUAUAAAUCGAUCGGAAAUAUUAUAUUUUCUUAAAAUAGAACACAUACGCAUAUGCGAUAUCGGCAUAAUUUGGCUAAUAAACAGUUUUUUCGUAACAAUAUGUUAAUAUCUUUGAAAAAGUGUAAUUUUCCAUAUUUCCGAGCUUUUUUAAAAUAUGCAAUUGUUGGUAUGUCAGAAUUUUCGAAUAAUCAGAUCUGCCCAAAUCAGAUAUAAUGCAGUCCUAAUAUUGUUAAAUAAAAUUCAAUUGUCAUAAUUUUCAGAACUUUGAUCCAAAAGAAAGUGUAUCAUUAUUCCUAUUACAUUUAAAAUACAGGAAAAUAAUGAUUCUCACCACUCAGAAAAGAUGUCAUUACUUCAAAAAUUCAGAAUAUUCAAUAAAAGAAAUUACUGUUCUAUACUCAUUGAAAUUAGUUGUAAAUCAUGUAAAUUUGUGAGUACCAACUUUUUUGUAUAUAUAAUGUUAUAUUUGUGUGAGUACAAACUUUUUUGUACAUAUAUAAUGUACAUGUAAUGUACAUAAUGUUAUAUCACAGAAUCAGAUCAAAUUUAAUUAUUAGACAUCUGCAGCACGCCAACAAUCGCAUAUUUCAAUGGGAUAUUUUAUAAGUAUAUUUCAAUGCUACCUGAACAUAUAGAAAAUUGAUCUUUUUAAAGAUAUUAACAUGUUCGAUGAUGAAAAAAACUCGCGUUCUGCUAAUUAAUAUAUCAUUGUAACAAAAUGGUGAUUCUACUUAAUUAUUUCUCUGUCAAAACAGAAAUGUGAAACUGUUUCUUUCUUGUUAAAUAUUCUGUAAUCUAAAUUUCCUAAGUGACUCUAUACACAAUGGGAAAAGUGUACUAUACACUUGAUCUCUUAUGUAAACCACAUUAUUAUAUUUAUACAUGUGUAGUAUACACACGCAAAACCUUCACAUAUAUUUACAUCAGAAACAUCAUCUCAUGCAAACGCAAUAAUUCCCAUAAAUUGCAUUUAGCAAAGGGGUGAUUUCGCGAUGAAAAUAAUUCGUCUGUAUUUUCAAUGUAACAAGAAUAAAGAUACAUUGUUUCGCGUCA